Molecule: messenger RNA, 1407 nt
Organism: Colossoma macropomum (tambaqui)
Lineage: Eukaryota; Metazoa; Chordata; Actinopteri; Characiformes; Serrasalmidae
Product: tripartite motif-containing protein 16-like
Exons: 7
Coding region: 1-1407 (468 amino acids)
Molecular function (GO): protein binding
Source: RefSeq, a predicted model, not a curated record
AUGCCUAGAGCCAGUUUCCGUUGCAGGGGCCAAGCCACCAAGGACCUACCUGCCAUCUACCACCACUUAUUUGGCACUGCACUGGUCCCUUAUGCUGGACCUUGUAGGUGGUGGGCCCACAUGAUCUCCCACAUUGCAUUUUCGGGCUGGGUCCGGCCAGGUUACAUGGCUACCAGCCCCAAAGCACUUGGUGAAGAACACUACCCCAGGCCUGGUUCCCGGGAGGGAGCUGAAGGAGAUGCAGAGAGAAGUCCAGCAGAGGAUCCAGGAGAAGCAGAAGAAGCUGCAGGAGCUGAACAGGCUGUGAACACUCUUAAGCGCUGUGCUCAGACAGCAGUGGAGGACACUGAGAGGAUCUGGACUGAACUGAUCUGCUCCAUUGAGAAAAAGCGCUCUGAGCUAACAGAGCUGAUCAGAGCUCAGGAGGAGGCUGAACUGAGUGCAGCUGAGGAACACUCGGAGAAACUGGAGCAGGAGAUCGCUGAUCUAAAGAGGAGAAACACUGAGCUGGAGCAGCUUUCAUUCACAGAGGAUCGCAUCCAUUUCCUCCAGAGUUUCCAGUCACUGAGCGUCUCUUCUGGAUCUGAGGACUCCUCCAGCAUCUCUGUCCAUCACCAUCUCUCAUUUGAUGGAGUGAGGAGCGCUCUCUCUGAUCUGAAGGAGAGACUAGAGGAGUUCUGCCGAGAGGAGUUCAAGAAAAUCCCUCCACAGGCUGCACCAGCUCCUUUAUUACUCUCAGAGCCAAGGAGCAGGCAAGAUUUUCUACAGUAUUUCUGUCACCUGACUCUGGAUCCUAACACAGCGUAUCGUCGCCUCAUUCUGUCUGAGAAUAACAGAGCUAUGAUUCUGAGUGAUGAAGACCAGCAUUACCCUGAUCAUCCAGAGAGAUUUGUUGAUUUGUAUCAGGUGUUGAGUGUGGAGAGUCUGACUGGACGCUGUUACUGGGAGGUUGAGUACAGCGGAGUGGCGGCGAUUGCAGUUGUGUAUAAAGACAUCAGCAGGAAAGGACAGAAUAGUGAUGGUGAGUUUGGAUACAACAGUCAGUCCUGGAGACUGUUUUGUUCUACUGAUGCCGCUGUCUGGCACUGCUGCUGUAGAACAGAGUUCCCAGAAGCUCCACUGUGCAAAGUAGGAGUUUAUGUGGAUCACAGUGCAGGAAUUCUGUCCUUCUACAGCGUCUCUGACACAAUGACCCUCCUACACACAGUCCACUCCACAUUCACUCAGCUGCUCUAUGCUGGGUUUGAACAGCAUCAGCUGGAGAGAGAAAUCCAACCAGACAAGCUGCCAAAGUCCACCAGCUCCACACUGACCGACACGCUGACCGACUGCAGCUCGGAUGAUCACGCAGCGAUAAUUAAACAUGUCAUUGGAGAGCAGAAUGAGUCCUCAGUGCAGGAGACAUGA